Postia placenta MAD-698-R-SB12 is the source of this 939-nucleotide messenger RNA. RefSeq lists its product as hypothetical. The coding region runs from base 1 to 939 and encodes 312 amino acids. NCBI's taxonomy places the organism in Eukaryota, Fungi, Basidiomycota, Agaricomycetes, Polyporales, Adustoporiaceae. Gene Ontology annotation, biological process: coenzyme A catabolic process. The transcript is spliced from 8 exons. Gene Ontology annotation, molecular function: coenzyme A diphosphatase activity; acetyl-CoA hydrolase activity. The record is from RefSeq and is a predicted model, not a curated record.
AUGUCGAGCCCGCGCAGGAGCAGUCUCCUCAAGUUUCACAGACCACAAAUACACCUCGAUGAUGCCCCCAUCCCGACUCUCAAACCUGAUUCUCGACAGUGUUUACAGAACCUACUGCAGUACCGCACCCCGCAUUCACAUGUCGCGUAUCCCAAGUCUCGGUGCGCGGCAGUUCUCGUCGCACUGUUCGUAGGCAGGAUGGGUGAUCUGUAUGUGCUGCUCAGUCGUCGAGCCCCCACGCUACGGACCUAUGCCGGUGACACUUCACUCCCAGGAGGAAAGUGGGAGCCUCAGGAUCGCAACAUGGAAUGGACAGCGCGACGCGAGGCAUUUGAGGAGAUAGGCUUGCCAAUAGACCGUAGGAAGGUCCCCCUACUGUGCAUCGUCGAGCCGUUCCUCGCGGGCAACGCGCUCAUUGUCUUCCCCGUUGUCGUCCUCGUAGUCGACCAUACCAUCCGCCCAAUCCUGAACGCACCAGAAGUGGCCUCCCUCUUCUCUCACCCACUCGCAUCGCUCCUCACGUCCGAGCCGCCCUUUCCCCUUGAGCACGAGAUGCUCGAGCUGGAGUACCACACUUACGUCGAUGUGUCAAUCCCGUGGCCAUACAACGACCCCAUGGGUUCCGGAACGGCAUUUGUGCGCAUGCACCGCUUUUUGACUGGUCGCGAGGCUGGCGGGACGAAGCCUAUAUUUGGACUCACAGCGUCAAUCUUGAUCCGCGUUGCGGCCAUCGGCUAUGGGCGUGGACCCGACUUUUCGUUGUGUGCGCCUGGACAGCCUUCGAUGGAAGAGCGCAUUGUGCACGCCCUGAGGAAUGACUCUGUGCUUCGCGAGGCAGCGCGACGGGAGGGCAUUGAUCCCGAUGGAGAGCCAGAUGCAGGCAAGCGCGCGGCGGUAAUUGAGAGACAGCGAAGGAAGCGGAUGAAGAACAAGCUGUAG